Messenger RNA from Schistosoma intercalatum, 722 nucleotides. NCBI's taxonomy places the organism in Eukaryota, Metazoa, Platyhelminthes, Trematoda, Strigeidida, Schistosomatidae. The record is from the annotation of a GenBank genome assembly.
AUGAAAUCUACUUUUCAAUUCACUAAAACAAACACUGGUAGUAGUCACUUAGAAAAUUCGAUGUCCGCAGAAAAACUACAUACUUGUGGAGCUAUUUAUGAAACCGACAUAUCAAGGGAAAAUAGUAAUGGAUUAACGGAAAAAUCUAAAAACGACUUUGAAACUACUUCAGGUAAACGUCAACAAAACGUGCCAAAAUCAUUAGGUUUCAAACAUGGAAGUAAAAACCUAUUAAUGACCAAUAGAAAUGAUGAAGGCAUUAUGAAACAGCAGUUACCCAGUAAUGUGGGACAGCAAAAUAAUCCACACAGUGAGAAAGAUGUUAAUAGUUGUGAAAACGUUAUGGAUAAUAACAAAAUUCUAAAACAAAAAUCAAAGCGAAAUGUAUCAUAUCACGAAAAUGUUGACACUAGAUCUGUGGACAAUUCAUCAAAUGCUGGAAGUAAAAAUUAUUACAGCAGCUCGUCAUCGACUAUGUCCUCCGUGACUGAAAGCUCUACAUCACAAAAUUACACAGACUCUGUAUCUCCUGAAGCUCACUUAUCAAAAUUGAAGAAAAUACACCGUAAAGCAUCAAGGCGUAAAAAACUAAAAUAUCUUAAAGGAAUAUUUUGCUUUUUAUCAAUUCACCUAGGUGUCGUGAAUAGACAAUGGGUCAAGUAUCUUUUCUACUUCAGUGGAACUCGAUUUUUAAAAUUCACUUGCUGUCUCAAAUUUAUUAG